Prunus avium (sweet cherry) is the source of this 1082-nucleotide messenger RNA. RefSeq names its product Chlorophyll A-B binding family protein (gene NPQ4). Lineage: Eukaryota; Viridiplantae; Streptophyta; Magnoliopsida; Rosales; Rosaceae. The record is from RefSeq and is a predicted model, not a curated record.
UCUCUUAUGAUUGAACUACAAGCUCUCACACACACCUCUACCACUCUCCCUCCUUAAAAAAGGACCGUGAGCAACAAAGAUAAGCUUCUCAACAAAAUCAAUUUAAACCCAAGAAAAAAAAACAGAAGAAAAAACCAAAGCCAUGGCUCAAACAAUGUUGCUCAUGUCUAGCAGUGUGUCUUCAAGCCAUGUGGUGGAUUUGAAGUCCUCUGACCCUUUACUUCAAUUACGAGUGCAGAGACUUAGGCCCAAGUCUUUCUCUCAACUUGUGUUCAGACCACUUCCUUCAUCCUCUUCUUUUGCCUCCUCAUCAUCUCCUGCCAUUUCGACCGUCGUCGCGCUCUUCAAGUCAAAAACCAAAGCCCCUGUCAAGAAGGCAACACCGGCGAAGCCGAAGGUUGAAGAUGGUAUCUUUGGAACCUCUGGAGGCAUUGGUUUCACAAAGCAGAAUGAGCUCUUUGUGGGUCGGGUUGCCAUGAUUGGCUUUGCUGCAUCAUUGUUGGGAGAAGCAGUUACAGGGAAAGGAAUUCUUGCACAACUGAAUCUGGAAACUGGAGUGCCGAUCUAUGAAGCCGAACCUCUCCUUCUCUUCUUCAUCCUUUUUACCCUGCUUGGAGCCAUUGGAGCCCUAGGUGACCGUGGUAGCUUCGUUGAUGACCCGCCUACUGGAAUUGAAGGGGCAGUCAUCCGUCCAGGCAAAGGAUUUAGAUCAGCCCUAGGUCUCAAGGAAGGAGGACCUCUAUUUGGAUUCACAAAGGCAAAUGAGCUAUUUGUAGGAAGAUUGGCACAAUUGGGAUUUGCAUUCUCUCUAAUAGGAGAAAUCAUCACAGGGAAGGGAGCUCUAGCACAGUUAAACAUUGAGACUGGGGUCCCCAUUAAUGAAAUUGAACCCCUUGUGUUGCUCAAUGUUGUCUUCUUCUUUAUUGCUGCUUUGAAUCCGGGGACUGGUAAAUUUGUCACAGAUGAGGGUGAGGAAGAAUAGAGGCUUGUAAAGCUCACAAAAAAACAACUUAUUUCAAUCAUGUAUGAGAUAAUACUCUCUCUUCCUUCUCUAAUUUUCAUGUCAUGGAUUUUUUGCUGUU